Molecule: messenger RNA, 2741 nt
Organism: Xyrauchen texanus (razorback sucker)
Lineage: Eukaryota; Metazoa; Chordata; Actinopteri; Cypriniformes; Catostomidae
Product: trans-Golgi network integral membrane protein 2-like
Exons: 4
Coding region: 405-1472 (355 amino acids)
Source: RefSeq, a predicted model, not a curated record
AACUAACCGAUGAAAGUAGGGAAUCUCAUAGAUUAUAAACUAUGUUCUGCAGAGAUACACAGUAAGUCUCGCGAAGUAGCCCAUUGUACAUUUAUACGGUUUGUUCCUAACAGGCAGCAGAUGCCCCCGCCCGCCUCCACACUAAUCCUAAUAAUAUGGAGACUGUAAAGCAGUAUAGCCGGCCAGGAACAACGGAUGACACCCUUCUCUCGUCGCGAGCGCAGCUCGGGGCAAUCCAGAGUAAUGCAGUCCGCAUUUUAUCUCCAACCUUUCUGCUCUAUGCGUAAACACGGAAGUCGUUCCCGGAAACGUUGCCUUGGCUUGCUGUCAGAAUCUCAAUCUAAAUCGGAGCAUUGGUCCUGUUUCAGCCGUAUCUUACCACUGUACCACUGUGUGAAGUCACGAUGCGGUUCACAGCGUUUUGUAUUGUUUUUAUCUGCGUGUUUCAGGCUGGUACGUAUACAUUUCUGGUAGGAGGAAAUGUAAUUCCACAGACAGCAGUAGCAGGUAAGACUGAAGAUGUUAAAGCCCCAGAAGACAACACAAAGGAAAAUUAUUCUGCUAAAGAUGUGAAAGUAUCUAUAAAUUCUGACAAUAAUGAAGUCAACAAAAUAGAGGAUAUGCCUUCAAAGAACAAAGCUGAUCCAGUGAACUCAAUGGUUGAAAACACAGAUAAAAAAAAACAUCCUACUGACUUUACUAAACAGGAUGACGCAGGAACCAAACCUACACCUUCAGUGAAUGGUAAAGUUGAUGAAGAAAUCAAACCUACACCUUCAGUGAAUGGUAAGGUUGAUGAAGAAAUCAAACCUACACCUUCAGUGAAUGGUAAGGUUGAUGACGAAAUCAAACCUACACCUUCAGUGAAUGGUAAGGUUGAUGACGAAAUCAAACCUACACCUUCAGUGAAUGGUAAGGUUGAUGACAAAAUCAAACCUACACCUUCAGUGGAUGGUAAAGUUGAUGCAGAAACCAAAUCCAAAACUUCUGUAGAUGGUCCAAAGGAAUCAAAUAAAGGAGCUACGGAUGAUCAAAAUACCACCAUUCAGAAUUCCGAAGAGGAUCAAGAAGUUGGAGAAGCAGAAACUGAGACUAAAGAACUAGACCAAAAAGCUACUUCACCACUUGCAGUUACUGAGGAUGAGAUUGAGGAUGAGGAGGAUGGCGAUGAUGAUGAUGAUGGUGAAAUUAGUAAUUAUGAUCCAAAUCCUCAAGACUCUGCUGUUGACCGAAAAUCAGAGAUUAAAACACUUGACAAGAAAACUAAAACGAAAGACAAUCUUCAGCUAGAGGAGGCCCCAGAGAACAGCCACUUCUUUGCCUACCUCGUCUCUGCUGUAAUACUGGUGGCUGUGCUCUACAUUGCCAAUCACAACAAGCGCAAGAUCAUCGCAUUUUUCGUUGAGGGCCGGAGAUCAAGAGGCUCACGGAGACCCAAAACAUCAGAUUACCAAAAACUCGAGCACCAUUGAGGAGGUCCCAGAUGUUCCUUUGAUUGACCUGUAGGUGGUGGAUGAAUCAAAAUAUUUUGACUGUGACAUUGAAACUUAAAUGAUUGAUUAUGAAACAUACAUCAUGAUUGUUUGGCAGUUGUUACUUAACUCACCAAAUUAAUACUAAUAAUGACAAAUCCUUAAAUGUACAUCGCAUGUCACUGCAGUCAGGUGUGUUAGAAACAAAGUCUGUUGUAGUUCUCCAAAUUACCAGGGUUUCAUGAUCUUCAAUCAAGAUUAAAGUGAUACAAUUUUUUUUUUUUACUCCGAUUUAUUACUAAACUAAUUGUCUAAAAGAAGGAAACAAUAUGUAUAUUUUUAAAAGUACUUGCAGACAUGAAAGAUGAUUGGAAAUGAAUGAGUUUUUGCAGGCAUUGUUGCCAUUAUGAAGUUUUGAAUAAUAACGGGUUGCUGAUUGAAGUCUUAACUGAAAGAUGAGGUCAUAAGGCCGUUAAUGAUUGAAAUUUAUAGGGCUGUGAAUUGCACUUUCUACCUGUGUCGAUAAGGAAACGGGUGGUAGGCUUUUUCAAGUGUUAAUGUUUCCACAUGAUGGAUGUUCUGCACAACCACCUCCAGAUCAAACACUUCUCUGCACUCUCUGACAGUGAGAAUGUGGUGAAAUCAACAUUUAUAAUCAUUUUAUCUAUUAUUUUAAGUUGUGUAUUACAAGAAAUAGGAAAUCAGAUGGGAUUCGAACCAUGGUCGCUAGGACAACUGAACACAGCUGACACCUAUUUAGUUUUUCGUAUAUUUCUCUUGUUCCACCAGACUAUUGGGGUGCAAAUAGCUGACCUUUGUAUAAUUAAUACAAUAAUCCUGAAAGUGUUGAGCUCCAUCGUCCCUCAGCUGUCAUUAAAAAAACCUGCAAAUAAAAGUGUUUAUAUAAGAGUCUGAUAGUUGCAGCAGUAAAGAAGAAUGGUAUUGGUGUAGUAUUUAAUUACCACACUUGAUUUAGUAAACAAGCAAGAGACAGGUUUGCCGUCUGUGCCCUGAUACGAGAGAUUUAUACUGUUUUAAAUUUGUUUUAUGCCAUGUUCUGUUGUGCAGACUGCAUAUUUUCCAUCAAACCUGUGGGUGAUAAUUCAAGAAAUGACAAGUGACUUUGCACAUAACCACUUCUUGAAAUGCUGGACCUAUUUUGAAUUAUGUGGGUUAAAGGGGAUUUUGAAGGGGAUUUUACUUGCCUGUCUACUGUGGUCUAUGUUGUACCUCUAUUGCAACUUUUUCACAAGUAAAGGCUUGAAUUUC